Volvox carteri f. nagariensis is the source of this 933-nucleotide messenger RNA. RefSeq lists its product as uncharacterized. The transcript is spliced from 7 exons. The coding region runs from base 1 to 933 and encodes 310 amino acids. The record is from RefSeq and is a predicted model, not a curated record. Lineage: Eukaryota; Viridiplantae; Chlorophyta; Chlorophyceae; Chlamydomonadales; Volvocaceae.
AUGGCGUUCCCCACCCCAACCCUUCCACAGCCGUGCAGCCUCACUGAGGACGAUGUGCGCACUGCGGCGCCGGAAACCCGCUUGGUGCUGGCGAUGAUGGUGACGCUGGUGGUGGCUACUGCUGUGGUGGUUGUGGCGGCUCCUGCCGAACACGUUGGCCAGAAGGUUGGUCAUGGUCGGUCCCUGCGUCAGCAUCAGUAUGAGUAUGAGUAUGAGUAUGAGUAUGAGUAUGAGUAUGAGUAUGAGUAUGAGUAUGAGUAUGAGUAUGAGUAUGAGUAUGAGUAUGAGUAUGAGUAUGAGUAUGAGUAUGAGUAUGAGUAUGAGUAUGAGCAGCAGUAUGAGUAUGAGUAUGAGUAUGAGCAGCAGUAUGAGUAUGAGUAUGAGUAUGAGUAUGAGUAUGAGUAUGAGUAUGAGUAUGAGUAUGAGUAUGAGUAUGAGUAUGAGUAUGAGUAUGAGUAUGAGUAUGACGCUUACGUUAACAUGCGCGCGCUACGAAGUACUUUUCCCCACACCGUUGAUCCACCGUCCGUCAAACCUCUCACCGCGGUCGCGUCGCCACCUCCCAAGGUGACAUGCGGACUGGCAGUACCGCUACAGGGGCUGGACGCGCUGCUGCUAAAGCUCGGCCGCCCAGCAGCGGUGGCGGCGGCAGCGACGGAGCCGCUGCCGCUAGCUGCGGGUUUCUUAUUUCGUAUCACGCGCAAGAUACCCGCUACCGACCGAGCAGUGCUGCCGGCGCGGGUGAAGUGCCAAGGGCCCGGCUGUAGCAGUGCGCCUUCGUGCAUUGUUGCCGACCUGACGGCUGGGAAAAGCACUGAGCGCGAGCGCCGUGACGGCCCGUACAAGCUGCCGCUGUCAGGUAUCAGGGACUCGCUUGGGCUGCCGCCAGCACCUGCACCUGCACCGCCGCCGCCGUCGCCGUCACUGGUAUGA